Messenger RNA from Triticum urartu, 2242 nucleotides. Its product is annotated as serine/threonine-protein kinase D6PK. Lineage: Eukaryota; Viridiplantae; Streptophyta; Magnoliopsida; Poales; Poaceae. The record is from RefSeq and is a predicted model, not a curated record. Gene Ontology annotation, biological process: protein phosphorylation. Gene Ontology annotation, molecular function: protein kinase activity; ATP binding.
UCGUUUUUUUUUCUCCUUAUUAGGUUUCUCUCAUUGAUUUUCAUUUCGUCCUCCCCCCUCCGCUGCCAGCCACCUCCCCCGAAGCCGAAGGAAGCGCCCCCCCUCGAUCCCCUCCCCAGCCCCGCUGGCGGCGAGCUCCCACGGCGCGACGGCUGACCAGUCUCGAUUUCACCGCUCCGGCCGCUGAUUGAUCGGUCGACCGCCGCGGCGAUGGGAGGAGGGUCAUGGCGGCGCCGUUAGGGGCUUCUUGGUCGGCUCCCUGUUGCGAUGGCGUCCAAGGCCGUUGCUGAGAUAGUCGAUGACAAGCAAUGCAGUAAAAGCGCCGCCGAGUCGUCCGAGGCGGCGCCUUCUCGGAGGCAGUCCGAGGAGCUAAUUGGGGGAGCAAGCAAAUCGGGGCCUGCCUCACCGAGAGCAGUUCCCCCAGGUGAUGUGGCCACGUCCAGUGGAGUGAAAGAACAAGAUAAAGACUGCAGUUCUGUUGACGGCUCUGUGAAACUGGACGAAGACGAAGAUGCGGAGAAGAGCUCGCUGCGAGGGAGCGUCAAGGAUAGCUCCGUUUCUGCCAAGUACAGCGACGGUGCAAGCAGCCUGACAAAGGCGAGCGGCAGCACCAAGGUCAGCGGCCACGCCGAUUUGGUCCAGAGCGGGAAGAGCAGCGUUUACCGGGCCAGCGCUGGCAGCGAUGUCAGUGAUGAUAGCACCUGUAGCAGUAUAUGCAGCAGCGCUAGCAAGCCUCACAAGUCCAAUGAUUCAAGGUGGGAGGCGAUUCAGGUGAUCCGAACCAAAGAAGGUUCGCUAGGAUUGAGUCACUUCAGGCUGCUUAAGAGGCUUGGCUGUGGUGACAUUGGCAGUGUUUACUUGUCAGAGCUUAGUGGCACGAAAUGCUACUUUGCUAUGAAGAUCAUGGACAAGGCGUCUCUAGCUGGCCGCAAAAAGCUUCUGAGAGCCCAGACUGAAAGGGAGAUAUUGCAGUGCUUGGACCAUCCUUUCCUUCCGACUUUGUACACCCACUUUGAGACUGAUAAAUUCUCAUGCUUGGUGAUGGAGUUUUGCCCUGGAGGGGACCUGCAUACCCUAAGGCAGAAACAGCCUGGGAAGUAUUUCCCCGAACAAGCUGCCAAGUUUUAUGUAGCAGAGGUGCUUCUUGCUCUAGAAUACCUGCACAUGCUCGGUAUCAUAUAUCGGGACCUCAAGCCAGAGAAUGUUCUUGUGAGAGAAGAUGGCCACAUCAUGCUGUCAGAUUUUGAUUUGUCCCUUCGUUGUGAUGUGAGCCCUACACUUCUUAAAUCUUCCAACCCUGGUGUAGAUCCUAACCAAAAGGGCAAUCAAGCUUAUUGUGUACAACCGGUGUGCAUUGAGCCAGCCUGUAUCCAGCCUGCUUGCGUUACGACAACCACAUGCUUCUCUCCUCGCUUUUUCUCCUCCAAGUCCAAGAGGGAGAAGAAGGAAAAGAAGGCAAAGGCAGACAUGGCAACCCAGGUCAGACCGCUCCCUGAGCUUGUUGCAGAGCCCACAGAUGCAAGGUCUAUGUCAUUCGUUGGCACUCAUGAAUACUUGGCACCUGAGAUCAUAAAGGGUGAGGGGCAUGGGAGUGCUGUGGACUGGUGGACUUUUGGCAUAUUCUUGUAUGAACUUCUUUUCGGCAAGACUCCAUUCAAAGGUUCAGGGAACAGGGCAACGCUAUUCAAUGUUGUUGGCCAGCCCCUCAGGUUCCCAGAAUCACCUGUUGUGGGUUUUGCUGCAAGGGAUCUCAUAAGGGGGUUGCUGAUCAAGGAGCCACAGCAUCGAUUGGCGUACAAACGUGGAGCCACAGAAAUAAAGCAGCACCCAUUCUUUGAAGGUGUUAACUGGGCAUUGAUAAGGUGCGCUACUCCUCCAGAUAUCCCCAAGCCAGUUGAAAUCCCUCGGCCAGGAGCCUCGACAAGUCAGAAGGCAACACCGUCAGCCGAGAAAGGUCCAGACAAUUAUCUUGAAUUUGAUUUCUUUUAGUGGAUUCUUCCAAGACCAUUUCAUGUGCAAGCUGUAAAGUUCUUUUUUCCUAGACAUUUUCUGCAUUCUAAUAACUUGAUAUGUAGAUGGCAUAUGUUCCUAGUGUUGUUGGUAAGCUCCGUUCGCAGUUCAUUUCACCUCCAUUGAUCACAUUGGAUGGGAGCCUCUAUCAGGAGUAAGCUGUAAUCCCUCAUCAAUUAUUGAGAAGUAGGGUCUCUUGAAUAACAAAUAAAUGUUUCCGUUCUGUCUGCAA